CAUGUGACCCUGAUCCAGGACGGCUCCGUGAGUGCCGCUGACGUCCUGCUGCUCUGCACCGGCUAUAACUUCCGGUACCCGUUCCUGGAGGGGCGGCAGCUGGGCCUGGAGAUCCAGGACCACGUGAUGACGCCGCUGUACCGGUUCCUGACGCCGCCGGCCUUCCCCUCGCUCUUCUUCAUCGGCAUCGUCAAGAUGGUCUGCCCCUUCCCCAACUUCCACGUCCAGGUGCAGUUCUGCCUGGCGGUGCUCGACGGCUCGGUGGCGUUGCCGUCCUGCAGCCAGAUGGAGGCGGAGGUGCGGCGGGAGCAGCAGGAGAAGCUGGCGCGCGGCGUGGAGCACCGCCACCUGCACAUGAUGCAGCUGGAGCAGUGGGACUACUGCGAGGCGCUGGCGCGCGCCGGGGGCUUCGCACCGCUGCCGCCCGUCGUCCGCAGCCUGUACGAGGAGGUGUGGCGGCAGCGCGGCGUGCACCCCCAACGCUACCGGGACCUCAACUACCGGCUGGUCAGCGACACCCGCUGGGAGGCGCGCAACUGACGGGGACUCGGCGAUCAGUCGACCCGUAGCGCAACACUACUAACACGUGAACGUGGGGGGUCACGCAAAACGCUCCAUGGUGUUUUAGCCCCGAGCGCCGACUGCCAGGCCGCGCUGCGACCGCUGACUUUGAGGCGGCUUGACGGUGCUCGAUCCGUCCUGCACACGUGCAGAUGAUAGUCACGAUGUACGAGGAUUUACGACACUGCAGGUGGAGGCUAACGCUAGUUUAGCUAACAGCUAACCCGGCUAACCGCUAGCUAGCGUACAGCUUGAUUCAGCCUAAAAUAACGUUACUCAAACUAAACAGCGGCAAAAGCAGCCUACAGCUAAAUUAAGACUUUACAGUUAUCAUAAAGACCAGUAUUGAGUGAGUGUGUUUUAAAUGAGCACAAGUAACGCAGAACUGACGUAACAGCUGUUAUAUAUUUAAACCGUUAUUUUAAGUUUUGAGGGUCUUUCACAUGCUGUCUCAGCUAGCGGUUAGCCAAAUUAGCUGUUAGCUAAGCUAACGUUAGCUUUCCGGUGGAGGCGAAACGGACUUUCUUUAACUGUCUAUGGGAACAGAUCGUGCAGUGUUGUAACUCCGCGUUCAUCAUGACAUCAUCAUGACAUCAUCAUGACAUCAUCUUGCACGUGUACCGACACACCGAACCCAACCACUGCCCAAUCCUUGUGCCUUCCAGGCGACGUUGGGGGCUUAAAACACCUCAAAACCUCUUCAAAAAUAAGUUAAAAUGUUCUAAACCGUCUCAUUUUACGUGAAGUAGUCUGUGAUCCUCUCAACGUCCUCUGAUCUCAACUCUUAGUCAAAAUAAUUCAUUAUUUCUGCUCAUUAACUCAUUAUUUCUGCUAUUUUUCUAACUCAAAAAUGAGAUC
Etheostoma cragini (Arkansas darter) is the source of this 1419-nucleotide messenger RNA. RefSeq names its product flavin-containing monooxygenase FMO GS-OX-like 4. The annotation marks the transcript as partial. NCBI's taxonomy places the organism in Eukaryota, Metazoa, Chordata, Actinopteri, Perciformes, Percidae. Gene Ontology annotation, molecular function: NADP binding; flavin adenine dinucleotide binding; N,N-dimethylaniline monooxygenase activity. The transcript is spliced from 2 exons. The record is from RefSeq and is a predicted model, not a curated record.